CAAAUUGUUGACCCGUUCCGACCACCCCUCCAGUGCUUGACAUUUGACUUUCCGCCCUCCCCCAGAAUUGCUUAGGACGUUUACUACCCUCCAUCGAAUAUGGGCUCCAUCUUCGAUGAUUUCAAGGAUGGCCAGAAGCUAGGCUCUGGUCACCGCCUUGCUGCAGCUCUGACACCCGUCUCAACCUCCGCGAACCCCGGCCGUUUACAGUCCUUCUAUUACUUCUCCAACGCUGCGCAUGUAUCCUCCGAUCUUCGCUACUCCCUCUUCCAGGCAAAUGGCAUCAAACUACCGAAACAAGAACAAAACUCUUGGGUGGACAUCUUCGCGGCCUAUUGGAGCGCUGUCGGGGAACUUGUUCGGUUCGAGGAGGCCCCGUCGCGCGCUAGCUGGGUUAAGGUGUUCAAUGCCUGGAAGGAAACUGCAAAUCAACUCAUCCGGGGAUACUCGACUGGCGGACUGCAAGCAUGGACUAUUCCAUGUCUAUAUGUGGUGGGAAGGUAUUUGCGACACUUUGCGCGGAGAGCGGAUGCCGAGCUGUCCUCCCAAGAGGCCGAUGGGUUCGGGGACGGCUUCCAAGACGAUGUGUCCAGUGGCCUCGAGAAGAACGCAAAGCUGGAGGAAGCCACUCGAGUCUUGAAUCGGAUGUUCACAUUGUGUCUCACUGACAGGUCUCCGAUCGAGGACUCCCGAAAGUGGGGAAUCUACGACACCACCAAUUUACUGUUCAAAACAUACUUCAAACUCAACACCGUUGGCUUGUCUAAGAACUUGCUGCGUGCUCUCAAUGCGCAAUCCGCCGACCUUCCCGACCUCAGCGCCUUCCCCAAGUCUCACACUGUCACCUUCAAGUAUUACAUCGGAGUGAUUCAUUUUCUGGAUGAGAACUACGCUGAGGCGGAGCAGCAUCUGGCCGAGGCUUGGAAGAUGUGCCAUCGGAACGCAAUGAAGAAUAGAGAGCUCAUCCUCACCUACCUCAUCCCUUGCCACCUGGUCACGACACACACGCUACCAAGCAAGAAGCUACUUGCGCCGUUUCCUCGCCUCGAAAAGCUCUACCGUCCAUUAUGCAACUGUAUCAAGUCAGGAGAUUUGGGGGGCUUCGAUGCAGCGAUGUCAGCUGGAGAGGAAGAGUUCGUCAAGAGACGCAUCUACCUGCCUCUCGAAAGAGGACGAGACAUUGCUCUGCGCAAUCUCUUCCGCAAGGUCUUCAUCGCUGGAGGCUUUGAGGAGCCCAAGGACGGCCAGCCCCCUAUCCGACGAACCCGAGUCCCGGUUGCCGAAUUCGCCGCCGCUGUCAGAAUCGGCACACAUGCAGACGAGAGGUCGCGUGUGGACAUCGACGAGGUCGAGUGUCUCCUAUCGAAUUUGAUAUACAAGGGACUCAUGAAAGGCUAUAUUGCUCGUGAACGUGGUAUGGUGGUGUUGAGCAAGGGCGGUUCUGCAUUUCCCGGGACGGGUGUCUAAGAUGUCCUUGCGGUUGCAACACUUCCCGUCAUGAUCAUUCGACCGUGAAACAACCCAUGCUCGGUCUAAUACUUAUCAGCAGCCACGUGGGCGAAAUGGUUGAACCAGUACCAGAGGCAUUGACUGUGAUCUGGUUACGCAUAUUCGCAGCUUAGCCCCGAGCUGGCCCCGAGCUGGCUAACCACGACCAACCUGCUAUGGCCAGUUAGGCGCGCACGAACAUCAGGCAAAGUCGUUACUGUUAGACCUUGAUAUCGGGCUAUAGCGAUUACUGAUGAUAUGACAUCCCCUUAUCGGCGCCCAUUAUAACAGACACUAUCUGAAGGCACAAGUCUCGCAGCCAGACCCCCAGCAUGCCAAGGACUUCUGCGGGGAUAGCACUACCUACUUGUGUACAGUACAUUGAUACAGCAUAUCAGCGCCGAGGAACUCAC
This is a messenger RNA of Aspergillus homomorphus CBS 101889, 1901 nucleotides long. RefSeq names its product protein csn12 (gene csn12). Gene Ontology annotation, biological process: poly(A)+ mRNA export from nucleus; transcription elongation by RNA polymerase II; post-transcriptional tethering of RNA polymerase II gene DNA at nuclear periphery. The transcript is spliced from 5 exons. Bases 100 to 1467 code for a protein of 455 amino acids. The record is from RefSeq and is a predicted model, not a curated record. Gene Ontology annotation, molecular function: RNA binding; double-stranded DNA binding. Lineage: Eukaryota; Fungi; Ascomycota; Eurotiomycetes; Eurotiales; Aspergillaceae. Gene Ontology annotation, cellular component: transcription export complex 2.